Messenger RNA from Hevea brasiliensis (rubber tree), 1770 nucleotides. RefSeq names its product rubisco accumulation factor 1.1, chloroplastic. Bases 88 to 1449 code for a protein of 453 amino acids. The transcript has a single exon. Gene Ontology annotation, cellular component: chloroplast. The record is from RefSeq and is a predicted model, not a curated record. NCBI's taxonomy places the organism in Eukaryota, Viridiplantae, Streptophyta, Magnoliopsida, Malpighiales, Euphorbiaceae.
UGCAUUUUAUCAGAUAAGGCAAACAGGUACAGGAACUCUUCCCUUCCUUUGAAGUUUGAACCUCAUUUCAUCUUCACUCUUCCCACCAUGCUUUCUGCAACUGUAAACGCCCACAUGCUCAUCUCUCUUUCCAAUUCCAAUAAACCCUUCUCUUCUUCUUUCCUUAGCCACUACUCUUCCCUCUUUAUCUCCCUAUCUCCAUCCCCAAAAACCCCUCUAAAACCCAUAUCAGCCACUUUAAUCCCUGCCUCUCCACCUCCUUCUAAUCAGCAACUUUACCAGCCCUUUAGACCUCCUCCUUCUCCUCUCCCUUCCCAGUACAGAUCCCUCGACACUGCCUCUCGUCUCGAUAUCCUCGCCAAUCGCCUUGCCCUCUGGUACGAGUACGCCACUUUAAUCCCCUCUCUUAUUCAAGAAGGCUUCACCCCACCAUCCAUUGAGGAAUGUACUGGCAUUUCUGGGGUUGAGCAGAACCGUCUAGUCGUUGCAGCUCAAGUUCGUGAAUCUCUUGUUCAGUCUAACACUGAACCACAAAUUGUUUCCGCAUUUGAUACUGGAGGUGCAGAGCUACUUUACGAAAUUCGGCUCCUGAGUGCUACACAGCGAGCUGCAGCUGCCCGCUUCAUAAUCGAGCGCAAGUUAGAUGCCAAGGGCGCUCAGGACCUAGCACGCUCCAUGAAGGAUUACCCUCGUAGGCGUGGGGAGAAGGCAUGGGAGAGCUUUGAUUACACUCUCCCUGGAGAUUGCCUGUCAUUUAUGUAUUACAGGCAAGCCAGAGAGCAUAAGAACCCAUCGGAGCAGAGGACAAAUGCUUUGGAGAUGGCAUUGGAUGUUGCUGUGUCUGAAAAGGCAAAAAGUGCGGUUUUGAGCGAACUGCUAGGAGAGGGUGAAGGGGAAGAUGAGAAGGAAGAGGAAAUAAGAGAUGGCGUUCGUGUUCCAGUUGUGAGAUUGAAGAUUGGUGAAGUUGCAGAGGCGACUAGCGUAGUGGUAUUACCUGUUUGUAGAGCAGAGGAGAGGGAAAGAGAAAUAUUGGAAGCUCCAUGGGAGUGCAGGACUGAGGGUGAGUUUGGUGUGGUGGUGGCAGAGAAAGGGUGGAAAAGAUGGGUGGUGUUGCCAAGGUGGGAGCCAGUGGUGGGAUUGGAGAAAGGAGGAGUGGUGGUGGCUUUCACAGAUGCAAGGGUUUUACCUUGGAAGGUGAAUAGAUUGUACAAGGAAGAGGCUAUUUUGGUGGUGGCUGAUAGGGGGAGGAAGAAGGUGAAUGUGGAUGAUGGAUUUUACUUGGUGGCUGUUGAUGACAAUGGUGAUGGUCGUAGUAGUGCAUUGAAGGUGGAAAGGGGUUCCGAGUUGAAGGAAAGGGGUGUUGGGGAGAGUUUUGGGACAGUGGUUUUGGUGGUUAGACCACCAAAAGAAGAGACUGAUGAUCAACUAUGUGAUGAAGAUUGGGAGUGAAAAAGGUUAAUGGGAUGGCAAAGCCAUGCUAAUAUUUGAUUAAAUGGAGGAAAUUGCCCAUGAUAAUAAAGAAGGAAACUUGAACCUCAUCCUCAUGAGGGCUUCAUUUAAAUACCCAGUGGCAGGUUUUUUUCCAUUUUGUUGCCAAAACUAGUGAUGCUGGUGUAAUACUUUACUAAUGUUAUUUGUUAGAGCCAACAAUAUAUAUAUAUAUAUAUUUUUGGCCAAAUAGAAUUUUGUGAUGGAUAGAAGGAUUAAGUAUUCAUAAGCCAUUGUCCUUUUUACAUUUAUUUAUCAUGAAGUGCAUACUGGAUUUUUCAA